Naegleria fowleri is the source of this 1299-nucleotide messenger RNA. RefSeq lists its product as uncharacterized. The transcript has 5 exons. Lineage: Eukaryota; Heterolobosea; Eutetramitea; Acrasida; Naegleriidae. The record is from RefSeq and is a predicted model, not a curated record. The coding region runs from base 1 to 1299 and encodes 432 amino acids.
AUGUCCACUCCCACUUACCAACCAUUCCUAUUGAAUAACAUGCUCGAUUCCAACAAACAGACCAUCGAAACACAAACACCUCUCGAAGAAUGUCCUGUCCAAGUGCAAGAGGAACCUCUUCCUUCUUCCUCCCAAAGAAACCAUCACAAUGAGAGUGAUGACGACUGUUGGGAGGACGAACUUGAAAAUACCACUGCAACAAAUAGCGUCAUGAGGAAGAUUCCAGUGACCUUGUUGAGUGGUUUUCUAGGAGCAGGCAAGACCACUCUUUUGAAACACAUUCUCAUGAAUCGAGAGAAUCUUAAAGUAGCAGUGAUUGUCAACGAUAUGGCUGAAUUGAAUAUCGAUCAUGCACUCGUCGAAAAGUCUGAUGUGAAACUCAAACAGUUUGAAGAGAAAUUAAUCUCCAUGCAAAAUGGAUGCAUUUGUUGUACGUUGAGAGAAGAUCUUCUCAUGGAAUUGUACGAAUUGGCACAUGAAGGUCGUUUUGAUUAUUGUGUCAUUGAAUCCACUGGAAUUAGUGAACCCAUACAAGUCUCUCAAAUUCGAGCAUUGAUUCAAAAAUUGAAUCCUGAAGCACGAAUUCAUGAAACUUGUCAUUCAAGAGUUCCGCUCUCUCAAGUCAUUCACACCAAUUUGUUCAACUUUGAACAAGCAGCUUGUCAAUCUGGUUGGUUGAAAGAAUUACGUGGUGAUGGUGACUCUCAUCAACCAGAAACUCUCGAAUAUGGAAUUUCCAGUUUUGUUUAUCGUCGAAGAAGACCCUUUCAUACUGAGAAGUUGUUUCACUUGUUGUAUCGUGAAAAGUAUUUCCAAAAAGUGGCUCUCCGUUCCAAAGGAUAUGCAUGGCUCUGUACACGAAAUGAUUACUGUGGAGAUUGGGAACAAGCAGGUCAACAAAUGAACAUUCAUGAUGGAGGAAAAUUCUUUGUCGCUUUGGGAGAAGAGUUUUGCUUGGAAUUGUAUGGAAAAGAAAUUGUUGAGAAGGCCAUCAAGAAUGACUUCUUUCAAAAUAAGGUCGAUUCGAAUGAGAAUUCAUUCAUGAAUGCCAUUGGUGAUCGAAGACAAGAAAUUGUCAUAAUUGGACAACAUUUGAAUGUUGAGGAGAUUUGUCACAAGUUGGAUCAAGUCCUUAUUACAGAGGAGGAGUUUCAAAAGGGACCUCAAUUCUAUUCGACCAUGUGUAAGGAUGAGUUUGAACCCUUUACUAGUUUUUUAGAUUUGGAUUCCAAUAUGGAAUGGGAGACGGACGAAGAGGAGGACCAACAGCAUUUGGAAGAGGACAAAACAAUGCCAUAG